AAGAAAGGGAGGAAAAAAUCAGCUGUUACCGGUUUUUUAAAUGAAAACAUUUGGGUUUAUUUAUUUCUGGUGCGUUUGCUGCUUAAAUGGUGAUUUUCAGCAUGAUUCUGUCAAAAGUUUGGUUUACUUUUUCUUUAGAAUCAAACCAAGGAGGUGAAACUGGCUGGAAGAAAGGACUUUACGAACCUCAAAUUUAUCCAGACAAUUACAUUCCACCGACAUUUCUACAGGAUCUUCGUAAAAACGUUAACUUACAGUAUUACACAUUGAAAGAAGCAAUAAUCCAUUCUGGUGCUUUGACUCAGGAGAUAAAUUGUAUUAUUAUUUUUAUACAAGUUUUCAACCUUCUACAAUCAGAUGAUAAAUCUUCAAGCUACACCUGUGUUUAUAUAGGAAUAAUAACAUUACUUCUUUACACCACACUGAUUUUAUCUUCAAAAAGUGACGAUGUUAUUGGUGAACUAAAAACUGGAAUAAUUUUGAUCUUCAGUGGAUUUGCAGUUUCACCGAUUCUCAAAACGCUAACUGAAACUAUUAGCACCGACACAAUUUACGCCAUGGUUACACUGAUGAUGAUUAUUCACUUGAUAUUUUUCGAUUAUGGAGUCAAAGUCGCAAUAGUUAGUCCAUCAUUAUCUUUAAAUAGUGCCAUUUUUGCUGGAGUGUGUCUUGCAUCUCGCUUAGCAUCGAGUUACCAAGCGUUUGCUCUAUUAACCUUCGCCACUGACAUUUUUGUCCUAUUCACAAUCUGCCGAUCCAAGCUGAGGGAUAUUAUUCCAGUCUGGGUCAAUUAUUUUAUCACUUGCUUGUUGACAUUUAUUUCAUUAAUUCUUCUUUUAAAACUUAGCAGUCCAAUUUUUUCAAUAAUUUAUAUUAUUUUGCUUAUAUUUGUAAAUCUAAUUCUUCCGUAUAAUUUUUGGUCAUUACAAUCGUACAAAGAAAAUAUUUAUGGUCCCUGGGAUGAAGCAGUAAUUAAAAAAGAUGACUUGGAUAACUAGAAAGUAAUGAGAUCUUUGUACGUCAAUUAAUUUUAUACUAUUAAUAAAUGAAAAAAGUAUUUUUGA
This is a messenger RNA of Tetranychus urticae (two-spotted spider mite), 1064 nucleotides long. RefSeq names its product phosphatidylinositol glycan anchor biosynthesis class C (gene PIG-C). Gene Ontology annotation, biological process: GPI anchor biosynthetic process. NCBI's taxonomy places the organism in Eukaryota, Metazoa, Arthropoda, Arachnida, Trombidiformes, Tetranychidae. The record is from RefSeq and is a predicted model, not a curated record. Gene Ontology annotation, cellular component: membrane; glycosylphosphatidylinositol-N-acetylglucosaminyltransferase (GPI-GnT) complex.